GCGUACACCGCAAGAAGCCCAGCCAGGCGGAGUUAACCACUCUGCAUAAAAACUAGCUCCUUCGGAGUUCUUUAUUCAGUUUAAACCUCUCCUCAACAACAAAAAAUCACUUCGGCUGAACAGUCCUUUAAUCAUGGCACUGGCUGGGGUUAGAGUUAUUGAGCUGGCAGGCCUGGCACCCGCGCCCUUCUGCGGCAUGAUCCUGGCAGACUUUGGCGCCAAGGUGAUCCGUGUGGACCGGACCAAAGUUCCUGUGUCUUUGGACACACAAGCGCGGGGGAAACGAUCUGUGGCCAUCAACCUGAAGACCACGGAGGGUAUAGCUUUGCUCAGGAAGCUCUGCAUAAAGUCUGAUGUGGUCCUGGAGCCGUAUCGCAAAGGUGUUAUGGAGAAACUUGGCCUUGGUCCACAUGAGCUAUUAAAGGAAAAUCCUCGGCUGAUCUACGCUCGCUUGACUGGAUAUGGUCAGAGUGGAUCUUAUGCCACCGCAGCUGGGCAUGACAUCAACUACAUUGCCAUGUCAGGCCUUUUAUCCCGGCUGGGUCGCAGCGGAGAGAAGCCUUACGCUCCACUGAAUCUGUUAGCAGACUUUGGAGGCGGCGGUCUUACGUGCGCUCUGGGGAUUGUCCUGGCGCUGCUGGAGAGGACAAAGUCAGGGAAAGGACAGAUCAUUGAUGCUAGCAUGGUGGAAGGAGCAGCAUAUAUGGGUUCGUUUUUAUGGAAAUCUCGUAGUAUUGGUUUGUGGAACCGGUCUAGAGGAGAAAAUAUGUUGGACAGUGGAGCUCCCUUCUAUGAUACCUACCAGACUUCGGAUGGACAGUUCAUGGCUGUUGGUGCCAUUGAACCUCAGUUCUACAAACGGCUGCUUAAAGGCUUAGAGUUGGAUGCUGGAGAGUUGCCUUCUCAGAUGAGCUUUGAUGAUUGGCCGGAGCUCAGACGAAUCUUCACAGAGCGUUUUGCCUCAAAGACCCAGGCGGAGUGGUCAGAGAUUUUUGAUGGGACUGAUGCCUGUGUUACACCUGUGUUGUCUUUCGACCAGGUGAGCUCACACCCACAUAACCGGGAAAGAGGCUCUUUCAUGAAGGACUCCAGUGGGGAAGAAAGCCCCCGACCAGCCCCGGUUCUGUCUCGCACUCCUGCUGAGCCUUGCCUCACCUCCGACCCCGUUACUGGAGAACACACGGCUGAGGUCCUACAGGAGUACGGCUUCACAUCCCCACAGAUAGACCAGAUGCUGUCAGCAGGAGUCAUAGAGUGCAAUGCUGUGAAGGCAAAGCUGUAAACAAACAAUCAAAACAGUCAAGUUAUAAAUGUUUGAAAAUCACACAGUGGCACCAGCUUUUAAGAUUUGAAGGAAUCAGUGAUUAACCAUGUGAUUGUCAUACUGGAUAUAAACAACUGAUUUGGAUAAAGCAAAGCUACAUGCAGAGCACAUUUGAGUGACUAACAGUAAGAUCUGCCAUUCGGAUUAUGUCUAACACAACUGUGUACAAAUCAAAAUAAAAGAGAAACUAAGAAAAUUAUUAUUUUCUUUUCAUAAGCUAGGAUUUCAACCUCAAGAACUUGAAAUAUCGCUUAACUUCCACCUUUUAAAUUUGUUCUCCAAGGCCACAGGAGGCUGCUGUGUACAAAGUAAACAAAGAUUUUUACUAAUUCA
Oreochromis niloticus (Nile tilapia) is the source of this 1657-nucleotide messenger RNA. It is a transcript of the gene amacr, whose product is annotated as alpha-methylacyl-CoA racemase. The transcript is spliced from 6 exons. The coding region runs from base 134 to 1282 and encodes 382 amino acids. Gene Ontology annotation, molecular function: alpha-methylacyl-CoA racemase activity. Gene Ontology annotation, biological process: bile acid metabolic process. Lineage: Eukaryota; Metazoa; Chordata; Actinopteri; Cichliformes; Cichlidae. Gene Ontology annotation, cellular component: mitochondrion. The record is from RefSeq and is a predicted model, not a curated record.